AUGUCCAAGGCAACACGUACCCCCGUCAGCACCAAGAGUGCACCACCCCCAUCCCCAUACCUAUCCCAAGGUCUGGUCGUUGGUGACGUGGUUUACUGUUCUGGCCAGUUGGGCGUAGACCCGACCACAGGUGAAUUCGUGAAAGGCAGCGUCAAGGACCGAACACGACAAAUCCUGAACAAUCUCAAUGCCGUCCUGGAGGCUGGCGGAUCAAGUCUCCGCGAUGCCAUCAAGCUCAACAUUUUCAUCACCGACAUGGCUGAUUACCCUGGUGUGAACGAAGUCUAUGAAACCUUCUUCUCGGACCCCAAGCCGGUCCGUACUUGCAUCUGCGUGAAGGCUCUCCCCAAGGGAACGGACGUGGAAAUCGAGGCUUCUGGUUUGAUUACCAAGGGUGGCAAUGGACGCAGUUCUAAACUUUGA
This is a messenger RNA of Penicillium paradoxum, 423 nucleotides long. RefSeq lists its product as uncharacterized. Bases 1 to 423 code for a protein of 140 amino acids. Gene Ontology annotation, cellular component: cytosol; mitochondrion. Lineage: Eukaryota; Fungi; Ascomycota; Eurotiomycetes; Eurotiales; Aspergillaceae. The transcript has 3 exons. The record is from RefSeq and is a predicted model, not a curated record. Gene Ontology annotation, molecular function: deaminase activity.